This is a messenger RNA of Danio rerio (zebrafish), 2702 nucleotides long. Lineage: Eukaryota; Metazoa; Chordata; Actinopteri; Cypriniformes; Danionidae. The record is from RefSeq and is a predicted model, not a curated record.
AUGUGACGCAUGCACUGAUUGUCAACAUGCAAGAUGGCGACGCUUCACAGACAGAACGCCGCUGGACGGAGAAAGGUCCAGGUUUCCUAUGUGAUUAGAGAUGAGGUGGAGAAGUACAAUCGUAAUGGUGUUAAUGCUCUUCAGCUGGAUCCUGCUCUCAACAGACUCUUCACAGCCGGCCGAGAUUCCAUCAUCCGGAUAUGGAGUGUCAAUCAACACAAAGAUCCUUACAUUGCUUCAAUGGAGCAUCACACCGACUGGGUGAAUGACAUCAUCCUCUGUUGUAAUGGAAAGACAUUGAUUUCAGCCUCUUCGGACACCACAGUGAAAGUCUGGAAUGCACACAAGGGUUUCUGCAUGUCCACAUUACGGACACAUAAGGACUAUGUCAAAGCUUUAGCAUAUGCAAAGGACAAGGAACUGGUGGCAUCAGCUGGGCUGGACAGGCAGAUCUUUCUGUGGGAUGUGAACACACUGACAGCUCUGACCGCCUCCAAUAAUACAGUCACCACUUCCUCCUUGAGCGGAAACAAGGACUCCAUUUACAGUCUGGCUAUGAAUCAGACAGGAACGGUCAUCAUUUCGGGAUCUACAGAAAAGGUCUUGAGGGUCUGGGAUCCACGAACAUGUGCCAAGCUGAUGAAACUAAAAGGCCACACUGACAACGUCAAAUCUUUAUUACUAAACAGAGACGGCACUCAGUGUCUCUCUGGAAGCUCGGACGGAACGAUACGCUUGUGGUCUCUUGGCCAGCAGAGAUGCAUUGCCACAUACCGGGUCCAUGAUGAGGGCGUGUGGGCCCUGCAGGUGAACGAAGCCUUUACACACAUUUACUCUGGAGGACGGGACCGAAAGAUCUACUGCACGGACCUGCGUAACCCUGACAUGCGUGUGCUCAUAUGUGAAGAGAAAGCACCCGUUUUAAGGAUGGAAUUAGACAGAUCAGCUGAUCCUCCACAAUCAAUCUGGGUGUCUACAACUAAAUCAUUUGUCAACAAAUGGUCUUUAAAGGCUAUGCACAACUUCAGAGCAUCAGGAGACUAUGACAAUGACUGCAGCGCCCCUUUAACCCCACUGUGCACACAGCCAGAGCAGGUCAUUAAAGGAGGCACCAGCAUUGUCCAGUGUCAUAUCCUCAAUGACAAAAGGCACAUACUCACUAAAGACACCAACAACAGUGUGGCAUUCUGGGAUGUCCUUAAGGCCUGUAAGGGGGAAGAUCUGGGUAAAGUGGACUUUGAUGAGGAAGUUAAAAAGAGGUUUAAGAUGGUCUAUGUGCCAAACUGGUUUUCUGUAGAUCUCAAAACUGGGAUGCUGACUAUAACGCUGGAUGAAAGUGAUUGUUUCGCGGCAUGGGUGGCAGCUAAAGAUGCUGGGUUCACCAGCCCAGAUGGAUCUGACCCUAAGUUGAAUCUUGGUGGGCUGCUCUUGCAGGCCUUGUUGGAGUUUUGGCCCAGAACUCAUAUAAACCCAAUGGAAGAGGAGGAAAAUGAGCUCAACCAUGUAAACGGUGAACAGGAGAGUCGAAUUCAAAAGGGCAAUGGCUACUUCCAGGUUCCACCACACACUCCUGUGAUCUUUGGUGAAGCAGGAGGGCGAACAUUAUUUAGGUUAUUAUGCCGUGAUUCUGGAGGAGAGACGGAGUCUAUGUUACUGAAUGAAACCGUACCUCAGUGGGUUAUCGAUAUCACUGUAGAUAAAAACAUGCCAAAAUUCAACAAGAUCCCAUUCUACCUCCAACCUCAUUCAUCAUCUGGGGCCAAAACGCUCAAAAAGGAUCGCCUGUCAGCUAGCGACAUGCUGCAGGUGCGCAAAGUGAUGGAGCACGUUUAUGAGAAGAUCAUCAACCUGGACACGGAGUCGCAGGCCACCAGCUCCUCAGCCAAUGACAAGCCGGGUGAGCAGGAGAAAGAGGAGGACGUGUCGGUGAUGGCUGAAGAGAAGAUUGAGCUCAUGUGUUUAGAUCAGGUCUUGGAUCCAAACAUGGACCUCAGGACUGUGAAGCAUUUCAUCUGGAAGAGUGGAGGAGACCUGACCAUUCACUAUCGACAGAAAUCCACAUGAAGACCUCUAAUCGCUGUACAGAGCCCGUCACGUUCAACCCACAUCACUCUGACUUCCAGAAGAAGCAUCCCAGAAUGCCCUGCUCUUCUCAGGUUUGACCGUCACCUUCAAGGAAUUUUCUUUUUGUCCUUCUCUCUUUUGCAGUGGCUAAAAUAACAGAGCCAGACAGUCGGUGGAAGGUUUAAGACUAGAGAUUGACGCAGGUGUCAUGACAUGCUGUGAACUGAGACUUCAUCAUUCGUCUGCCUUCAUUUCAGAUUUUUCUUUUGUAUAUUUAUUACUGUUGUGUUUGCGAAUGUGUCUUGUCCAGCUUAACAAUAAUAAUGAUGAUGCACACGUAUACUUCCAUUCUCAAGUCUGAAACAUUCCUGAUGGCGUUUCUGAUGGAGAUCCAGAACUGAAAACAUGCUUUUUUAUCGUCCCUAUUUUUUUGUCCUCCACAAGUAAGCUACUUUUAUUGUCUAGAUUUAACAGGAUGUUCACCCAAAAUUAAAAUGAAUCUACAUUUUUUUUACUCUGGUACAUCAAAGCUUCAAAAGUACAGCAAAUUCUGUUAAACACGCUGUAUAUUAUGAAUAUUUUAGUGGUAAUCAAUAUGCAACAAAUAAAUACAAUAUAACGUGCUGUUUAAUAAAACA